Molecule: messenger RNA, 1084 nt
Organism: Moneuplotes crassus
Lineage: Eukaryota; Ciliophora; Spirotrichea; Euplotida; Euplotidae
Source: the annotation of a GenBank genome assembly
AUUUAUGGAAAGCUCUGAUAGAAACAUUCUUAUUACCGGUGGACUUGGGUAUAUUGGCUCUCACACAGUUGUUCAUUUUGCUGAAAAUAGGGGUUAUAGCCGGAUUAUAAUCGUUGAUGAUCUCUCAAACUCCUCAAUAGAAGUAUAUGACAAAAUCCACCAAAUAUUGUGAGACACUUCGAUUGAAAUCAUAUUCGAAGAAGUAGAUUGUGCCAACUUCAACCAGAUGGAUGAUAAAGUUUUUAGCAAGUAUGAUAUUCACGAAAUCAUCCAUUUCGCAGGCUCUAAAGAUGUCAAUGAGUCUUUUUCACUUCCUUUAUUGUAUUAUGAAAAUAAUGUUAUGUCAACUAUAAACUUAUUAAAAUUAGUUGAUAAGUAUAAAGGCACAUGUAAAGCCUUCAUUGUGUCUUCCACUGCUGCUGUUUAUUCGGACCAAGAAUUCACUGAAGAGUCAGAAACCGAACCAACUAAUCCUUACUCGAGGUCCAAGUUGAUGAUAGAGCAAAUUUUAAAGGACUACAGUCGUUGUAAUAACAGAAUCUUCUGAAUCUCUUUCAGAUAUUUUAAUCCUGUUGGAGCUCAUCCAAGCGGCAUGAUAGGGGAAAAUCCUGGGAAACCAACCAAUAUUAUGCCUGUACUACAAGAAGUGGCUACUCAGAAGAGAGAUCACAUUGAUAUUUAUGGCGCAGACUAUGAUACUGAGGACGGAACCUGAGAGAGGGACUACAUUCACGUGAUUGAUGUUUCUAAUGCUCAUCUUUGUGCGAUGAAGUACAUUAGUAAUUUAACAACUUUUAAAAAAGACGAAAAUUUCGAAACUAUAAAUAUCUCUACAGGAAAACCUACUAGUGUUCUAGAACUCAUUAGAGUAUUUGAAGAAGCUACUGGGAAGACUCUUCCAUAUAAGAUGUCAGAUAGGAGGGAAGGAGACAAGGCUUUCUCUAAGGGAUCCACUGACAAAGCCAAGAGACUUCUUAAUUUUGAACCUAAGUAUAGUCUGAAGGAAGCUUGUCAGCACUCAUGGAAAUGGAUCAAAGGCCAAUUGGAAGGAUAUUCAAAAAUUGAUAAAGCAGUGAAAAGCUAA